Staurois parvus is the source of this 323-nucleotide messenger RNA. The record is from the annotation of a GenBank genome assembly. NCBI's taxonomy places the organism in Eukaryota, Metazoa, Chordata, Amphibia, Anura, Ranidae.
CUGCACUUUCCUCACACGCUGUCAGAUCUGCCCUGAUGAUCGGUGCCCAGCAGUGCCACCCACAAGUUCCGCCCACCUGUGCCCAGCAGUGCACCCACCUGUGCCUAGCAGUGCACCGACCUGUGCCACUCUGCAGUGUCACACACCUGUGCCCAGAAGUGCCACCUACCUGUGCCCACCAACCUGUGCCCACCAGUGCCACCCACCUGUGUCCACCAGUGCCACCCACCUGUGCCCACCCACCAGUGCUUCCCACCAGUGCCACCCACCAGUGCAGCCCAGCAGUGCUGCCAGUCAGUGCCCCAGCGGUUGUGCCAGUCAGU